GUGUGUCAGAGACCCGCUCACGUGUACUGUGUUGACUGUCAAAGUCUAGACACUCCAGAUCCGGAAGCCCCGAGUUCUGAGCGAAGUUGCCACAGUCGAGGCUUGCAGGCCGCGAAUCCCGCACCAUGAGCGCGGCGGGCGUGCUGUCCUUCACCCAGCAAGGCUGGGAGCAGGUGCUGGCCAAAGCGAAGCGGGCCCUGGUCUACCUGGACGCCUCCUGUGCCGAGAGCCUGCACUGGAGCUGCGGAGCUCCCCGGCUCCUGGAGGCGGUGGGCGGUCCCGCGUGGCACCUGCGGGAAUUUGAACCUCUGGCAGUGGGUGGCGGAUCGGAGCAGCCCAAGGCAGUGUUCGUGUUGAGCUGCCUCCUGAAAGGCCGUACAGUGGACAUUCUACGAGACAUCAUCCGCCGCAGUCACUUCCAAUACUGUGUGGUGGUCACGGCGGUGAGCCACGCAGUCCACCUCACAGCUAACCAUGUGCCAGCGGCUGCGGCAGCCGAGUUAGAGGGGCAGCAGCCGGUGUUCGAACAACUGGAGGAGAAGCUAUGUGAGUGGAUGGGCAACAUGAACCACAAAGCCGAGGUGUUGCAUGUCCCGUUGUUGCUCGCCCCUGCUGCUCCUCACCUUGCCUUGACUCCAGCCUUUGCUACCCUUUUCCCAUUGCUACCCCAGGAUGUACAUCUCCUUAAUAGUGCCAGACCCGACAAGAGGAGACUGAUGAGCUUGGGUGAGAUGGAUGCCAGUGCCUUGACCCCAGAGCUGCUGCUGCAGAUCAGGUGCCUGGUGUCAGGCCUCAAUUCUCUGUGUGAGCAUCUAGGGGUACGGGAGGAGUGUUUCGCUGUGGGUUCCUUCAGUCGGGUCAUCGCUGCAGAUCUGGCAAAUUAUGCCCCUGCCAAGAACAGAAGAAAGACUGCCGCAGGCAGGGCGUCCGUGGUCUUUGUGGAUAGAACUCUGGAUCUCACAGGAGCUGUGGGACAUCAUGGAGACAACUUGGUAGAGAAAAUGAUUUCAGUGCUUCCACAGCUUCCAGGGCACACAAAUGAUGUGAUGGUUAACAUGGUGGAGCUUACCGCACUCCAGGCCGUGGAAGAAAAUGAAAAUGUGAUUGCACCAGGCUGUCUUGCACAAUCCAAUGACAUCUCAGCCAAAACCCUAUGGGAAGCCUUGCUGAACACUAAGCACAAAGAGGCGGUGAUGGAAGUCCGGAGACAUCUAGUGGAAGCAGCAAGCAGAGAAAACCUGCCUAUCAAAAUGAGCAUGGGGAGAGUCACACCAGGGCAACUCAUGACAUAUAUUCAGCUCUUCAAGAACAACCUCAAAGCUCUAAGGAAUCAUUGUGGGCUCCUACAGCUUGGGCUGGCCACAGUUCAAACUCUGAAGCACCAACAGACUGCCAAGUGGGAUAACUUUCUGGCAUUUGAGAGACUCCUUCUACAGAACAUUGCGGAGUCGUCCAUGGCUGUUGUGUUAAGUCAGCUGCUGCCUAUGAUUAAGCCCUCAACCCAGAGGACCAACAAUGACUAUAGCCCUGAGGAGCUGCUGAUCCUUCUCAUAUAUAUUUACUCUGUCAUUGGCGAGUUCCCAGUGGACAAAGACCUGAGGGAAGCGGAAGAAAAAGUGAAGAAAGCAUUGGCUCAGGUGUUCUCUGAGGAGUCCGAGUUGCCACCUUUGCUGCAAAAAAUCACAGGUGAGUGUUCAGCACAAUUGUAGAUACUGCUAAUAUAGAGAUCGGAUGGAAGUGAAGGCUGUUAUGGGAGGAGGAUGUAACUGUGUUCAGCAGAGCUGUUUGGGCGUCCAUGACACCUGAUGAGUAAGUACUAGCCACCUUCAGGGUCAGGUUCUUUCCCAUAGUUUUCUUUUCUAGUAGUGAUAGUAGA
Messenger RNA from Nannospalax galili (Upper Galilee mountains blind mole rat), 1876 nucleotides. RefSeq names its product sec1 family domain-containing protein 2. The transcript has 5 exons. The record is from RefSeq and is a predicted model, not a curated record. Lineage: Eukaryota; Metazoa; Chordata; Mammalia; Rodentia; Spalacidae. The coding region runs from base 126 to 1709 and encodes 527 amino acids. Gene Ontology annotation, biological process: vesicle-mediated transport; intracellular protein transport.